Molecule: messenger RNA, 1795 nt
Organism: Hyla sarda
Lineage: Eukaryota; Metazoa; Chordata; Amphibia; Anura; Hylidae
Product: MOB kinase activator 1A
Exons: 7
Coding region: 16-801 (261 amino acids)
Biological process (GO): positive regulation of protein phosphorylation; hippo signaling
Cellular component (GO): nucleus; cytoplasm
Molecular function (GO): protein kinase activator activity
Source: RefSeq, a predicted model, not a curated record
CCGCCCCAACCUGUGAUGUAUGACAUCAUCACAGGUCCUACAUCUCCAGCACCUAGCAGUUCGGGCCAGGGGAGGAGACGGAAGGAGGGUAACAACAAAGAGACCUCCCUGUACCCUGUUCUAGUAAACAUAUGGAUGGGUGUGAGUGCCAAGUGCUUGCCAUGUGGCAGUCGAUCUUCUAAAACCUUUAAACCCAAGAAGAACAUCCCGGAGGGAUCACAUCAGUACGAGCUCCUGAAACAUGCGGAGGCCACGCUGGGCAGCGGUAAUCUCAGGCAGGCCGUCAUGUUACCAGAGGGAGAGGACCUCAAUGAAUGGAUCGCUGUGAACACUGUGGAUUUCUUCAAUCAGAUUAACAUGCUGUACGGCACCAUCACAGAAUUCUGCACAGAGACCAGCUGCUCAGUGAUGUCAGCCGGGCCCAGAUAUGAAUAUCACUGGGCAGAUGGCACCAACAUAAAGAAGCCGAUAAAGUGUUCUGCUCCCAAGUAUAUAGAUUAUCUGAUGACCUGGGUCCAAGACCAGCUCGAUGAUGAGACCCUAUUCCCCUCCAAGAUAGGUGUCCCUUUCCCCAAGAAUUUCAUGUCUGUGGCAAAGACUAUAUUGAAGCGGCUGUUCCGGGUCUACGCUCACAUCUACCACCAGCACUUUGACUCUGUUAUGCAGCUACAGGAAGAAGCACAUCUCAACACAUCAUUUAAACAUUUCAUUUUCUUUGUACAGGAAUUUAACCUGAUUGACCGUCGAGAGCUGGCUCCCCUUCAGGAACUGAUUGAGAAACUGGGAUCCAAAGACAGAUAAGCGGAGGGAGGGGUGAUCUUCCUGUGAGAUCUGGUCUCCUCUCACAGCACAUACCAGCUGCAAGCCUUUGUCAUAUAACCAUUAGCUACCUGAAGGAAACCGAUUACCACUGAAUUCCCAGAGGAGGUCGCCACUGGAAGCCGUCUUUUACAUAGAGAUUGCCUUGCGUUAUUUUUGUAUGAACUUUUAUAGAGAUGCUCUAAAGGAACACUCCACUAGAUGUGCAUUUAGACUCUUUCGUCUUCUCCACGUCUGCUGGUUUUCUGCUAUUGGGGAGGGCGGGGGUGAGAAAAUCUUAAUCUCCACAAUUUUUUAUCAUAAUUUUUAUUUUUUUUUGUCUGCUGCAAAGCAGCCAUUGGAUGUGGCCUUUCUAUACCACUGUAUUCACUUCUGCGUUACUAUUCUCCUUACUCUAUGUACAGUUUUAUAUUCUUUUGUUUUGAAGGCUUCAUGUGCAACAAACUUUAUUUUAAAGUUUUUUGUUUUUUUUUCUCCUUUUAUGGUCUGAUAUGUAACUGCUUUUAAGGGUAUCCUGUUCUGCAAUAAAAUGGGGAGGAACAGGUAGAGGAGACGGGGGCAUUAUAGGCCCGGGCUGGGGGGCGGGUUGGGUGGGGUUACUCUUAUUGCUCUGCCACGUCAGUCUUUUUAUUCCACUUACAUUUUUUUUUUUUUAAUAAGCUUUAGAUGUGAUGAAUUGACAUUGCAUUGAAUACAAGUCUAAUAGUCAAGAAUUUUGGAACAGCUUUCAACUUCUUGCAAUGAGUAUCUAUUUUUUUAAAUUUGCUACGGUAAAGACGAGAGCGCCGGCUCUCUAGGAUUGAAGUUGACUUGUGUUCUGUUUCAUUACGUGAAAAAUAAAAGUACGAGCGAUGCAAUGGAGACAGUAUAAAGUGACAUUUUUUAUAGGUAGAGAGCCAUGUCUAUCAAUACAGACGCAUGCUGGGUUUCUGACCAGAUAAGAUACAGUGUGCGCAUAUAGAUCAGUGGUUUUCAA